Molecule: messenger RNA, 2592 nt
Organism: Prunus armeniaca (apricot)
Lineage: Eukaryota; Viridiplantae; Streptophyta; Magnoliopsida; Rosales; Rosaceae
Source: the annotation of a GenBank genome assembly
AUGAAAUCCCUUGGCAGGGAUUUGGAAAAUGAAGAAUCAUCCCAGAGGCUUCUUGCAACUCUCCGUGAUCACUUUGGUUCUGUGAACUGUGUUAGGUGGGCUAAGCAUGGUAGGUAUGUUGCUUCAGGAUCUGAUGAUCAAGUGAUUCUAAUUCAUGAGAGGAAGCCUGGUUCAGGAACCACUGAGUUUGGUAGUGGGGAGCCCCCUGAUGUUGAGAAUUGGAAAGUUGCAAUGACUUUGAGAGGGCAUACUGCAGAUGUGGUGGAUCUUAAUUGGUCUCCAGAUGACUCGAUGUUGGCCAGUGGAAGUUUAGAUAACACCAUACACAUCUGGAAUAUGAGCAAUGGUAUUUGCACUGCUGUUCUAAGGGGUCACUCUAGCCUGGUUAAAGGAGUUACUUGGGAUCCAAUUGGUUCAUUCAUAGCAAGUCAAUCAGAUGAUAAGACUGUAAUUAUUUGGCGAACAAGCGACUGGAGUCUUGCUCACAGGACAGACGGCCACUGGGCAAAAUCACUUGGAUCAACCUUUUUCAGGCGGCUGGGAUGGUCCCCUUGUGGCCACUUCAUUACUACCACUCACGGGUUCCAGAAACCAAGGCAUUCUGCACCUGUCCUAGAGAGAGGGGAAUGGUCCGCUACAUUUGACUUCUUAGGACAUAAUGCCCCCGUCAUCGUAGUGAAGUUUAAUCAUUCAAUGUUUAGGAGGAAUAUUUCCAAUGCUCAGGAAAAAGCAGCACCUGUGGGGUGGACUAAUGGGGCUUCAAAGAUGGGUGGGAAAGAGAAAGAACCACAACCUUAUAAUGUCAUUGCAAUUGGGAGUCAGGAUAGAACCAUAACUGUCUGGACAACUGCAAGUCCCCGGCCUCUCUUUGUAGCAAAGCAUUUCUUUACUCAAAGUGUUGUGGAUUUAUCCUGGAGCCCUGAUGGUUAUUCACUUUUUGCUUGUUCUUUGGAUGGGUCAGUGGCUACUUUCCAUUUUGAGGUGAAAGAGCUUGGCAAUAGGUUAACUGAUGCUGAACUGGAUGAAUUGAAGAGAAAUCGUUAUGGUGAUGUUAGAGGUCGGCAAGCAAAUUUAGCAGAAAGCCCAGCACAGUUAUUGCUUGAAGCAGCCUCUGCUAAGCAAGCCCCAAGCAAAAAAGUGGUUCUGGAUCAGCAAAACCAGACAGUUGUAAAACCUUCUGUUGAUGCAAGGGUUGCAACAAAAACUUCUGUUGAUGGUUUAAAUAAGGCUUCAUUGUCUGCUAGAAUUUCUAGUCCUGUGAAGCAGAGGGAAUAUAGACGGCCUGAUGGUAGAAAGAGGAUUAUUCCAGAAGCUGUUGGGGUGCCUCUCCAGCAGGAAAAUAUAUCUGUUGGGCCUCAGUCGCAGGCUCUUGACUUCCCUCCAAUGCCUUCUGAUAAAAAAAAUGAUGAUAAUGGGUUAGCCGCUGCUGAUAGUGGCAUUAGAGACAGUUCUGUUAGGGGAACACUUGUUAGGAGCACUGAAAUAAAGGAGGGACAUGGGGUCACUGCUAGAGCUAUGAUUACCAAAAGCCUGGUUAUUGAGAAGGUUACCGCAUCCACAGGCAGAGAUGAAAGCAUAACUGUGGAGCAGUCGGGAAAUGCCAAGGCUUCUAGUUCGCUAGGCGCUUCUUGUUCCACUCUUUCAAUUAGGGUGUUCGAUAAGAAAGAAGGGGAAGAUACUGUACCAAUUUGCUUGGAAGCUCAACCCCGAGAACAAGCUGCAAACGACAUUGUUGGCAUGGGAAAUACAUUUAUCAUGAAAGAAACAGAAAUUACUUGCACAAGGGGGUUGCAAAUUCUUUGGUCGGAUAGGAUAUCUGGGAAAGUCACUGUUUUAGCUGGAAAUGCAAACUUCUGGGCUGUUGGCUGUGAGGAUGGAUGCAUACAGGUUUACACAAAAUGCGGGAGACGUGCUAUGCCAACUAUGAUGGUAGGAUCUGCAGCAAUAUUUAUAGAUUGUGAUGAGUGCUGGAAGUUGUUUUUGGUUACAAGAAAAGGAUCUUUUUAUGUGUGGGACCUAUUCAAGCGGAACUGUCUUCUUCAUGAUUCGUUGGCAUCUCUGGUUGCUUCAAACCCAAACCCAUCUGCAAAAGAUGCAGAUGUGCUUAACGUCCUGUACACUGUGGCUGUUGGCUUUUAUACAUCCUUUCCAGGUGUGAUCAAAGUUAUAUCAGCAAAGCUAUCAAGAUCUGGUUCUCCUCUUGUUGUUCUUGCCACUCGCCAUGCCUUCCUCUUUGACAUGGGCCUGAUGUGCUGGCUUAGGGUUGCAGAUGACUGCUUUCCUGGGUCAAAUUUUUCAAGCUCCUGGCAUUCAGGUUCAACUCAGAGUGGUGAGCUGGCAGCUUUGCAGGUUGAUGUUCGGAAAUAUGUGGCCAGGAAGCCAGGUUGGAGCAGGGUGACUGAUGAUGGAGUGCAGACACGUGCUCAUUUGGAAGCUCAGUUGGCUUCUUCACUGGCUUUAAAGUCCCCUAAAGACUAUCGUCAAUGCCUUCUUUCAUACAUACGCUUCCUUGCGAGGUAUUUAUUUUUGCCUCCCUUGUGCUCCUCUUUUUCUCUGAGUUGCUCUAUUUGCACAUACAUAACACGUUGCUAG